GUUCCCGUUGCGCGCUGGCUUCAGCGGCUCCCAGGGAGUAGAGCUGGAAAGGCGGGAUUUCGGCAGCCACCCACCAGCCGGGUCUGCAGGCACCGGCGCGCUGCGCCUCGCGUUAGUAACUCUCCUCUCCUGGUAUCUGGGACUUGCGUUGGAGAUGGGGCUGUUUCGAUGGCUCGCCGACUCCGCCGUGUGCCUGGUGCUUUAGUUGACGUUGGGUCCCGGCGCCUGCAGCCGGCGCGCUCUACUAUCAACUAGCGCGGGUCUGCGAGUGACAGCGCGCGGCGCGCCGGGGAGGGGACGCCACCGAGAGCCGGGCGCGGGGCUGUGCGCCUCGCGUUGGGGGAUCCCCGGAGGCAUCUGGCCAGCUGCGCGGCCCUUGCCCGGCCGGCCGAGCCAUGACGGACGCCAGCAACAGGAAGGAGGGCUUCAAAAAAUGCCGGAGCGCCACUUUCAGCAUCGAUGGCUACAGCUUCACCAUCGUUGCAAAUGAAGCUGGAGAUAAGAACGCUAGACCACUUGCCCGCUUCUCCCGGUCUAAGUCGCAGAACUGUCUGUGGAACUCCCUCAUCGACGGGCUCACAGGAAAUCUCAAGGAGAAACCACGGCCAACAAUCGUCCAGGACCCAAGGCCCCCGGAGGAAAUCCUAGCAGAUGAAUUGCCACAGCUGGAUAGCCCAGAAGCCUUGGUGAAGACAUCAUUCAGGUUACGGUCUUUGGUCAAGCAACUAGAGAGAGGGGAGGCUUCAGUCGUUGAUCUUAAGAAGAAUUUGGAAUAUGCAGCCACAGUGCUUGAAUCUGUAUAUAUUGAUGAAACCAGGCGACUUCUGGAUACAGAGGAUGAGCUCAGUGACAUUCAGUCAGAUGCUGUGCCUUCUGAAGUCCGAGACUGGCUGGCCUCCACCUUCACACGACAGAUGGGGAUGAUGCUCAGGAGAAGUGAGGAGAAGCCCAGGUUCAAGAGCAUCGUCCAUGCAGUGCAGGCUGGGAUAUUUGUGGAGAGGAUGUAUAGACGGACAUCAAACAUGGUUGGACUGAGCUAUCCUCCAGCUGUUAUUGAAGCAUUAAAGGAUGUGGACAAGUGGUCCUUUGAUGUCUUUUCCCUCAAUGAUGCCAGCGGGGAUCAUGCACUGAAAUUCAUUUUCUAUGAAUUACUUACACGCUAUGAUCUGAUCAGCCGUUUUAAGAUCCCCAUUUCUGCACUAGUUUCAUUCGUGGAGGCCCUGGAAGUGGGAUACAGCAAGCAUAAAAAUCCUUACCACAAUUUAAUGCAUGCUGCUGAUGUCACCCAGACUGUACAUUACCUCCUCUACAAAACAGGAGUGGCAAACUGGCUGACGGAGCUGGAGAUCUUUGCAAUAAUCUUCUCAGCUGCCAUCCAUGACUAUGAACACACCGGAACCACCAACAAUUUCCACAUCCAGACUCGGUCGGAUCCAGCAAUUCUGUACAAUGACAGGUCUGUGCUAGAAAAUCACCACUUGAGUGCCGCCUAUCGCCUUCUGCAAGAAGAUGAGGAGAUGAAUAUCUUGAUCAACCUCUCAAAGGAUGACUGGAGGGAGUUUCGAACCUUGGUAAUUGAGAUGGUGAUGGCCACGGAUAUGUCUUGUCAUUUCCAGCAAAUCAAAGCAAUGAAAACAGCUCUGCAGCAGCCAGAAGCCAUUGAGAAGCCCAAAGCCUUAUCCCUGAUGCUGCACACUGCAGACAUUAGCCAUCCUGCAAAAGCGUGGGACCUGCACCACCGCUGGACCAUGUCACUCCUGGAGGAGUUCUUCAGACAGGGUGACAGAGAAGCAGAGCUGGGGCUGCCUUUUUCUCCUCUGUGUGAUAGGAAGUCGACGAUGGUUGCCCAGUCGCAAGUAGGUUUUAUUGAUUUCAUUGUGGAACCCACCUUCACUGUGCUCACGGACAUGACCGAAAAGAUUGUGAGUCCGUUAAUUGAUGAAACCUCCCAAACCGGUGGGACAGGACAAAGGCGCUCGAGUUUGAACAGCAUCAGCUCAUCAGAUGCAAAGCAGCGAUCCGGUGUCAAGAGCUCUGGGUCCGAAGGCAGUGCCCCCAUCAACAAUUCCGUUAUCCCUGUUGACUAUAAGAGCUUUAAAGCCACUUGGACUGAGGUGGUGCACAUCAAUCGGGAGAGAUGGAGGGCCAAGGUGCCCAAAGAGGAGAAGGCCAAGAAGGAAGCCGAGGAAAAGGCUCGCCUGGCUGCAGAGGAGAAGCAAAAGGAAAUGGAAGCCAAAAGGCAGGCGGAAGAAGAUACGUCCAGCAAGGCCGAGAAAAAGACAUCUGGAGACACGAAGAAUCAAGUCAAUGGAACUCGCACCAACAAAAGUGACAACCCUCGCGGGAAGAAUCCCAAAGCCGAGAAGUCGGGAGAAAAGCAGCAGAAUGGUGACUUGAAAGAUGGUAAAAAUAAGACAGACAAGAAGGAUCACUCUGGAAAUGAUUCAAAGAAAACAGAUGAUUCAGAAGAGUAGAAAAGACCUCAUAAUUACUAAGAGAGGCUGCCAGUGUCUUGCAUCAUUUUAGCUGAGCUUCUUCAUUCUUCUUCUCCUUCUUCCACAAAGACCCCUAUCUGGGGAAGGUGUACAACUUCCAAAAACAAGUCCCCCACCCUUGGCCUUCUCUCACGCCAUCUCCUACCAGGGAUGAAUCCUGGCAGGUUGGUUUGAGGUCUUAGAACUCUAGGGGAUUUUCCCCUGAGCAAACAAAACCACUUGAGAUUUUUGCACAAGCAGAAACAAAACGUGAAGGGACUUCCUCAAAAUCCUUUGCUAAUGAUGUGGCUUUCACGGCACCUAUCUGGCCUGAUGAGAAUGGACAUCCUGGAUAUGCUGGGAGAGGCCCGGAAAAGCCAUACACACUGUACUUGCCAUUUUAUUACUGUCAAUGCCGUUCCUUGAAAUGUCACUUUUGCACUGGCUACUGAUGGUGGAAACAGCCAUGCUGGCCUUCAUCACAGCUAAAAUGAUGAUUUCAAUCUCUGGUUCUUUCCUGAGUUGGGAACAUUCAUUUUCUCCAGUUUUCUUUCAGAUUUAAAAAAUGUUCCUAUGCUUUUUUUUUUCCCUCCCAUUUGUAUAAUAUAAAAUUCUGUUUAUUUUUUUUAAUGAGACUAUCCUAUGGGAAUCUGUAUUUGAUGCUUAAUUUAUUUUAUCUGUGCAUUCAUGAAUAUGAAACUCAUUGUGUCAGCUGAUGACCCUCUUGUCAGGUGGGGACCCUGUUGUUUUCACUGGGUGCCAUCCAUAACUAAGGGGUUACUGAAAUUUUGACCACUGGUUGAUUGGUCCUCUUCUUUGUGAUAUCUGUAAUUUGACUACAUCCUUUCCUCCCUCCCCCAGGGAAGUGAUAAGGGACCUAGUAUCAGGGAGAUAGUUCAGAUAAUUUUUUUUAUUUUAGCGAGUCUUUACAAAUAACAGAUAGGAGUUGAUUAAUAGCACAAAUAGAUAAUAAAAAGUAGUAGAUGUAUCAGGGGAAAGGAAUAACGAUACUGCCCCCUGAAGCCAAAAUAAAAGUGGGACCCUUGGGCUGGGGAGAUAGCUCAGUUGGUAGAGUGCUUGCCUUGAAAGCGAAGGCCCUGGGUUUGAUCCCCAGUACUGCCAAAAACAAAACAAAACAAAAAUAUUUAGGGGCUGGGGAGAUAGCUCAGUCGUUAGAGUGCUUGCCUUGUAAGCACAAGGCCCUGGGUUCGAUCCCCAGCACCAAAAAAAAAAAAAAAAAAGUGGGAUCCAAUGGAGUGUAAGAAAAGCGUGUGAUUUUACAGAUCUAAAUGGUAUGAUUUGGAUAAAAGUGAUACUUACAAUGUGGCUGUGGAAUCCUGAGUUCUUCUCAAGAGUAAAUUACAUGAAUAUGCUGUGGUGAGGUGGGAUUAGGAAUAGAAAGUGGUCAGACAGUGGACUUCAGUGUAUUCCCCAUUGCACAUUUAAUUUCUACACUAAAGCACAAAAUCAGAUGUUUGAAAACCUCUGCUUGACUAAGGCAAAGUGUCGAUACUUCUUCAGACAGAAAGAAGGAGAGCCUAGGUGGUCUGCAAGGCCUUUUGGCUCACUGAAAUAUUCUCCAAAGGAAGAUUUAAAGAACUUGGUUGUGAAGAGUACCAGAAGCAUACUAAUGUUUGAUGGGUUUCUUCUGUCCAUUUUACAUUUGGCCUCAUAAGGACGCUUAUAUUUUUCCAUUGCUCUUCCUGUUUUCCUAACAGUGCCCACAGUAAAUCAUAUGAUCACAAAAUCAGAUGAUGUCAGGGGUCUACCCAGUCAAGUAAAUGAGUAAAGCAAGCCAUAUGAUGUUACAAUUAUUGUGAUGCGUGGCAAUUUAUCAUGGGCUUUGCUAUCAGGGAGACAGUAAGAACAGUGAGGACUAUGAGAAGUUGGCAAGAUUGGUACUGUCGAAAAGAGGCAGCCUAUAAUCAGCCACCAGAUUUGUACUAUGUAGCAACAGGGGUUCUAUGGAGGAAUGGGAAUUCUAGAAACCUAGAAUUGUUUGUAAAUCCUUUCCAAAUUUUUUACAUAUUGGCAACUAACUCAGAAACUUACAGUGUACAGGUCAAACAAAAUAUGUAGAUGAGCUGCUUGUAAUCCAUGGGCCAUUAGUUAGCAAACUGUUCUUAAAGGGGAUAUGAUUUUGUUUGGGUAUUAGAUAUUAUCUAGGCGAUGUCAGUUCUUGUCCUUGGAACCUGGACCUUUUACCUCAUUUCUAUUCUGUAUUUUUGUACAUGAAACUUUUUGUCCAGCCAAAACAGAAUGUCUACAGCUUCCAUUUUAUAAUCUAGCCAUCAACACUAAAGAGUAUUUGAAAAAGGAACAGGAAUAUAGCCAUUUUCAUAGCACUAAUAAAGAUGGAAAUAUUUUCAUUUGCUGUAAGUCAUUAAUCAGCUGAAAAAGAAUGGGAGGAGAAUUUUAUACUGUAUAGAACUUGGUCUAGAAAUCUCAGUGAGAGAAAACAAAAACUCUGUGUAACUCACUCUGACUUAAAUCUUUUAAAAAUGUUUUGAAGACACAUUGAGUAAAAAUGCAAAGUUAUCUAUUUAAAAAAUGCAAAACAAUGUAUAUUAUGCUAUGAAUUGGGGUUGGAGCUGAUCAAACAUUAGAACAACUUUCCCAAGUCAGUAUUGACUGGAAGAACAGUAUUUCCAAAGCUCUAGCUCAUUUUCUAGGGUCUUUUAAUUCUCUGGAAACAACUUUCUCUAAUUUGAGUUGUGAUAAUGGAUGAAGAUUGUUCCCUUGUGCCAAUGGUGGAAUGUGCCUCUGGUUUACACACACACAGCAGGGUGCACACACCUGAAUUGAGGACUGACCUGUGUGAGGUAGCAGUUAGAGACAUUCUCCCACCAGUCAACCAUAUGUUCUACAUAUUCCUAGGUAGAACCUGAUAAAUGGAGUUAGCCCUUGAGUUUGUGUGUCCAUGUCACUGAAUAGCUCCCCUUCCAGGUUGUUCUGCUGCAGUGUGGUUGGGUAGCAUAAUGAAUCAUCCUCAUAGAGGUUGAUGUUCCAUGUUUUAUUUAUACCUACCUUUCCUAGGCUCUGAACCCUAAUAGCUUAUGGAAGUGAGCAAAAGACUUGCUUCAAACCCAAUUCAAGUAGAUUUUCUUCCACUGUCCAUUUCAUUCUUAGAGCUUUUAAGAAUUACUAAAGACACAUGACAGGAUCCCAUUAUAGAGAUGACAUACUUAAACAAUAAAAUGAUACUAAAUAUAUGAAAGCCAAAGAAAAAUUCGAUGCACAUAUCCAUUACAUCUGUAAAAUUUAAGACAAUAUAACGUCCACCUGGUACCAUGUAUUUAUGUAAAAGUGAAAAAUAAGAAACAACAUUGUCAGGGACUUGGAGCAGGAGAGCAGACAAAAAGAGGAAGACAAAUUCCGUAAUCUGCAUUUUAGGAGUACUAGCCUUUUAUAAUAAUUUCUCUCAUGGAUCACUUUUCUUUAUAGAUGGAUGAAUAGAUAGAAUAUGUGACAUAUUUUCUUCUAGUCUUUCUUAAUGCCUAAACAGAGACUAGAUAAUAGUGAUUACUUUGUAAUGUUCCCCAUGAAGUUUGGGGUAAACAAAAAGAAAGAAAAAGCACACAAUCUUUUUUUUUUUUUAAUAACAGGAUAAAUUCUGAGAUCAAAAACCUAUGUAUAUUGAAUUAACUCCCAAAUAAAGAGGAUUUGGGGGAUUUGGGCAAUGAUUUUUCCCAGUUGGAAGCUUUGUUCUCCUGAUACUGCGAUGCCCGUGUGCAUUAUGAGAUUUGAUACUGGCCUGUCACAGUGCCUGGCACUCAGUCAGCAUUCAGGAAACACAGGUGAGAUUGUUGAAUGGAAUUCCAUUAUCCACCUGUGCAUGCAAACAAAAUUUAAAUUUGCCUAAAAAUGUAUUCGGCAUCUCCCAUGUGCCAAGUGCUUCACUUGUAUUCAUUAGGCUUACAUUUCAAAUAUAUGCAGACACACCCUGGUCACACAAAUAGCUUAUUAUAAGACAUGGGAAAUGGCAUGUAAUGUGGGGGAAAUGGUCAGAGCCAAGUUUAAGAAAAAAAAAAUUUCUGUGACCUUUUAAUUUAAGGGAAAUUAUAAAAAUCAUAACAACAAAACAAUUUAGAUUAUAUAGAGGGAAAUGAGAGGGAGGGGGUAUGAAAAAU
Molecule: messenger RNA, 6604 nt
Organism: Sciurus carolinensis (gray squirrel)
Lineage: Eukaryota; Metazoa; Chordata; Mammalia; Rodentia; Sciuridae
Gene: Pde1c
Product: phosphodiesterase 1C
Exons: 18
Coding region: 396-2474 (692 amino acids)
Biological process (GO): signal transduction
Molecular function (GO): 3',5'-cyclic-nucleotide phosphodiesterase activity
Source: RefSeq, a predicted model, not a curated record